Messenger RNA from Cantharellus anzutake, 755 nucleotides. RefSeq lists its product as uncharacterized. The record is from RefSeq and is a predicted model, not a curated record. Lineage: Eukaryota; Fungi; Basidiomycota; Agaricomycetes; Cantharellales; Hydnaceae. The transcript has 2 exons. Bases 208 to 714 code for a protein of 168 amino acids.
CAAACUUACAUCCGGAACCCACUAUCAAGAUCGGGAGCUGCGAGUGCAGGUCCUGGGACCAUCAUGUGUUCCGCUUCACCGCGUUUUUCCUGACAAAGACUUUGAAAAAGCCUUUCGAUCUUUAAUGGAAGGUACUCCAGUGAAGCCCAUCAUGCGCUCUACAAGAACGCCGGGAUCCUGCAUUGCAAUCUGAAUCCGAGCAGUCUUAUGGCUUCAAAGGAUUCCCCACCCCGUGGGAUCCUGAUAGAUCUUGACUUCGCGACUCAAGUUCGGGAUGGAGAUAGAAUAUUGUCACCUGAGCCUACCUUCACUGGCACCCUCCCUUUCCUUUCCAUUGACCUAUUGACCGCCUCAGGCCCCGCUCCCCAAAGGUUGUACAGGCAUGACCUGGAAUCCUUUUUUUACAUACUUGGUUGGAUGCUUGCCAGGUAUGACGCACAUGGGAGGCGCAAACCACUGCACCAAUUUACAACAUGGUACAAGGGGCCGCUAGACGACAUCAUUUCGGCCAAACGAAAGUUCAUGGGAGUUCCCAGCCGUGUUCCAUCGGAUAGAUCUUUGCCUUCACUUCAAACCUGGUUACGGAACCUUUGUCGGAUUGUUGACAGUGGCUACAAAGAGAAGGAUCGUGAGCCACAGAAUCCGCACUUCGACUCCGAAACCUUCAUAACCUUCGACACAUUCAUGGGCGCAACUCCGCAGAUUACCCUAUGAAUUCACCCACCCAAGUCCCCCUCUGUUCACUACACGCCAAC